AUGAAGCUCGCCGCCGUCAUCUCUACCGUCCUUCUUGGCGCUGUCCCUGUUCUCGCAGCAUACCGUCCAGGCACUGGACCACCAGGCAAAUGGUUUCCAGGAGUGAGGGCGUGGUGCGAGGGGUUGCCCGACGGCGGUGGUGAUCCUAUCGGAGACGCAUGCAGGGGAGUGAAAAUCGACACGGUUCCUGGUGUGAAAGGAACCUGUUGCUUGAGGAACGAGCGGGACUCCAACUUCAUGAACUACCUCUGCAAUUCAUACGACGGAGGCACAAACGGUCACGUUUACCGCUCCGACAAUGGGCCCGGAUCUUGCUAG
Messenger RNA from Zymoseptoria tritici IPO323, 318 nucleotides. RefSeq lists its product as uncharacterized. Lineage: Eukaryota; Fungi; Ascomycota; Dothideomycetes; Mycosphaerellales; Mycosphaerellaceae. The transcript has 2 exons. The record is from RefSeq and is a predicted model, not a curated record. The coding region runs from base 1 to 318 and encodes 105 amino acids.